Chlorella variabilis is the source of this 2742-nucleotide messenger RNA. RefSeq lists its product as hypothetical. NCBI's taxonomy places the organism in Eukaryota, Viridiplantae, Chlorophyta, Trebouxiophyceae, Chlorellales, Chlorellaceae. Gene Ontology annotation, molecular function: DNA-binding transcription factor activity, RNA polymerase II-specific; RNA polymerase II transcription regulatory region sequence-specific DNA binding. Gene Ontology annotation, cellular component: nucleus. The record is from RefSeq and is a predicted model, not a curated record. Gene Ontology annotation, biological process: anatomical structure development; regulation of cell population proliferation; regulation of transcription by RNA polymerase II. The transcript has 9 exons. Bases 1 to 2742 code for a protein of 913 amino acids.
AUGAACUCACAUGCUUGGCCACUCACAGUGCGGCCAGCCGCAGAAGCCGCCACGGCCACCGCCAGCGCCGCUCCCGCCGCCAAGAGCACUAGCACACACAGCUCCUGCCCGUCCACCCUGACGCCCCCGCUCAGCCAGCAGCGCGCCGGGUCGCGCCGCAUGUGCCGCGUGCCCGGCUGCGUGGAGGCGCUGCAGCCAGGCUACAGCGAGACCUACCGGAUCUGCCCUCUCCACAAGCACGCGCCCAGCUUUGAGAUGGAGGGGCGGCUGGUGCGGCACUGCCAGCAGUGCGGCAAGCUGCACGACCUGGAGGCCUUUGACAAGGCCAGGCACAGCUGCCGCAGGAGCCUGCAGCGCCACCAGCGCAACCGCCUGCUGCGGCAGAUGCGGGAGGAGGGCGGGGCGCCGGCGGCGCAGGCCGCGCAGGCCCCGGCGCCGACGCGGCAGCAGCAGCAGCAGGUGCCACUGCUGGCGCAUGCCCUGCCGCUGCCGCGGCAGGGCAGCAUGCAGGGGCAGAAGCGCGGGCGGGACGAAUGGCCGGGGCAGGCUCAGGGCGCUGCUGCGCCGGCGGCGGCGCCGGCAGGUGGCGGUGGGCAGGCUGCCGGGGCGGCUUUGGCGGCGGCGCCAGUGGGCUGCCCUCCAGCCGCCUGCUGGCACCAGCUGCUGGGCCUGAUGAUGCAGCAGCAGCAGCUGAUGCAGCAGGACCAGCAGAACCAGUGGCAGCAGCAGCAGCUGAUGCAGCAGGACCAGCAGCACCAGCGGCAGCAGCAGCAGCUGAUGCAGCAGGACCAGCAGCACCAGCGGCAGCAGCAGCAGCUGAUGCAGCAGGACCAGCAGCACCAGCGGCAGCAGCAGCAGCUGAUGCAGCAGGACCAGCAGCACCAGGCGCAGCAGCAACAGCUGAUGCAGCAGGACCAGCAGCACCAGCGGCAGCAGCAGCAGCUGAUGCAGCAGGACCAGCAGCACCAGGCGCAGCAGCAACAGCUGAUGCAGCAGGACCAGCGGCUGAUGCAGCACCAGUGGCAGCUGCACCAGCAGCACCAGCGGCACCAGUACCAGCAGCUGCUGUUGCUUAGCCUAGAGGACGCGCAGCCGCAGCAGCCCACCACCCCACGCACCCCGCUGCCCCUCACGCCGCUGCCGGUGUCGCAGGGCGCAGAGGCCGCGGCGCCCCGCCCCGCCGCGGGGCAGCCCUCGGCGGCGGCGCCCGCGGCCGCGCUGCCGCCGCCGCCCUCGGCGCGCCCGGCCGCCGCUGUGCACAUCGACGUUGAGCAGCUGCCGCCGGUGCCAGCCGACCUGCUGGAGCUGUCGUGCCUGCUGGGCUCCCAGCCCCUGCCCCAGCGCCCCCGCCCCGACCUCGUGCGCCGCGCGAUGCAGCUGCUGGAUGAACCGCUGCCCGAGCUCCGUGACAUGCCAGGCAUCGAGGAGCUGCAGCAGUUCAACGAGCGCCUGGGCCUGCACCUGCGGGCAGCCUCCGCCGCCGCCGCCGACGACGACAAGGCGCCGAAGGCGGCAAAGCGUCACCGCCUGGCCGGGCCGGCGGCGGGCGCGGGCGGCGUGCCGGCCGUGCCGGCGCGGACCGCCUCCCCAUCCCCGUCCCCCAGCCUGCCCCUCAGCCUCGGCUUUGGCAGCUGCGAGUGGGGCGUCCCCGGCGCGGCGCAGGCCACCAGGGCGGCGCCGGUCGCCCCGGCAGGGGUGCAGCCUCUGGCCGCCAUUACCCCUGCCGACUCAGCCACGCUCGCCAGCUUGGUGCCGCGGCAGCCGAUGACGCUGGCCCGCGCCGGCAGCCUGACCCCCGCCGCGGCCGCGGCGGCGGCGGCGGCCGUGGCGGCCACCGGGGCGGCGCCGGGGCGCGCGUCCCCGCUGGCGCGCGCCCCCUCCGCCACCUACGUCGUGCCGCUGCACAUCCUCUGCUGUGCUCACGCAUGCGUAUGCACAUUCAUCAUUCAUCAUAUUGACGAAACAAAGCCCAACUUACCCUUCCAGCAGCCACCAAAUGUGCAAGGCGCCGUGGGGCCCACAGCAGGCCCGUCCGAGAGCGUCGGGCCGGGAGGUCACGUCGCCCCACAGCAUGUGGGCAGCUGGCCCCCCGCCGCGCGCGCGGUGCGGGCCGCCAGCAGCACCGCAACCAGCCCGCCCUCCAUCUGGCUGAGCGGGGAGGGUGCGGAGCUGCACGGCUGCCAAGUGCCGGGGUGCUUUGAGGAGCUGCAGGCAGGAUACAAUGAGGACUACAGGAUGUGCAGACGCCAGCAACAAGUGGCCCACGAGACGCGGUGCGGCAGCCCCCAGCAGCACCAGAGGAAGCGGACGCAGCGACAGCAGCAGCACGAGGGGCGGGGCCAGAAGCGCGGCCGUGCGGCGCUUGCUGAGGACUGCGCGCCAGCGGUGGACAGCCCAGGCACGCAGUCGUCAGCGCCGGCGGCCCAGGAACCGAAGCAGACCUGCUGGCCAGAAGCCUUGCAUGCGCUGUGGCAGCAGCAGCAGCCGGGGCCGGCGCUGUACCAGCAGCUGCCCAUGUCGCCGGCAACACCCCUGCUGGUGCCGCUGCCGAGCCAGGCCUCGAAGCGGAGCAUUGUGCUCACGCUGGUGCCAGCGACAACUGUAGUGCAGCCGAAGAGGGCUUCUCGCAGCAUUACACGCUGCAGCCUGGCUCAGCGCCAAUCCAAGCCAAUUCCUUCGGGAACGCCUAAUAGAAUCGCCAAGGCUUCGGCACAGGCCUCCCCGGGACCCAUUCACUACUAG